Molecule: messenger RNA, 2145 nt
Organism: Tarenaya hassleriana
Lineage: Eukaryota; Viridiplantae; Streptophyta; Magnoliopsida; Brassicales; Cleomaceae
Product: aldehyde oxidase GLOX1-like
Exons: 2
Coding region: 72-1838 (588 amino acids)
Source: RefSeq, a predicted model, not a curated record
UUUCCCCAGAAAAUAAAAAAAACGGGGAAAAAAAAUACAAAAACCCCAUUUUAAAAAAUAAAAAUAAAAAUAUGGGAGCCUCCACGAGACUCGUUUUGACACUAAGCGUCGCCGUUUUGCUCGCGGCCUCGUCCGAAGCAAUUUUGCCUCUGCCGUUUCUCCCAUUGCUUCCCGGGAGAGGGAAUCCUGGCAAAACGCAAACGCCGAUCGCCGGAAAAAAACGCGCCGCUGGCGGCAAAGAUGGUCUGGCGGCCGAGGCGCAGACGAACUGGCCUGGGAAAUGGGAGCUGUUCAUGAAGAACUCUGGCGUUUCAGCCAUGCACGCGAUUCUGAUGCCUGUGAUCAACAAGGUUCAGUUCUACGACGCGACCAUAUGGAGGGUCUCUCAGAUCAAACUGCCGCCUGGUGUCCCGUGCCAUGUCGUAGACCCGAAGACGAACCGGCAAGACUGCUGGGCUCAUUCCGUCCUCGUCGACAUCGAGACCGGCGCACUCAGGCCUCUUCUGCUAAACACGGACACAUGGUGCUCGUCCGGAGGUCUGACCGUCAACGGGACGUUGGUUAGCACCGGUGGAUUCGGAGGAGGAGCCAACACAGCCAGAUACCUCCGUGACUGCGACAACUGCCCGUGGGUCGAGUACCCUAAGGCCCUCGCAACCAAGAGAUGGUAUUCAACACAAGCCACCCUCCCCGACGGCUCGUUCAUCGUGGUCGGUGGCCGAGACGCUAAAAACUACGAGUACAUUCCUCCCGAAGGGGUGAUCAACACAAAGCUCUACGACUCACCGCUGCUUAGAGAAACUACCGACAAGGAAGAGAACAAUCUCUACCCUUUCGUCUGGCUCAACACCGACGGUAAUCUAUUCAUUUUCGCAAACGACCGGUCCAUCCUCCUCAGCCCGAAGACCAACAAAGUAAUCAAGGAGUUCCCUAAGCUGCCCGGCGGUGCCCGUAACUACCCGGGUUCCGCUAGCUCCGCCCUCCUCCCCAUCCGCCUUUACAUCGUUAACCCGAAAAUCAUCCCCGCCGAGGUUGUCAUCUGCGGCGGCGCCAAGAAAGACGCGUACUACAGAUCGGGGAAGAAAAUCUUCGACAAGGCCUUGCAAGAUUGCGCAAGAAUCAGCAUCAACAGCCCGAGACCGGUGUGGAAAACUGAGAUGAUGCCUACGCCUCGGGUCAUGGGUGAUGCCGUGAUCCUUCCGACGGGCGAUAUCCUAUUCGUGAACGGCGCUAAACGCGGUUGCUCAGGAUGGGAAUACGGUAAAGAUCCGAACUUUGCGCCGGUCUUGUACAUGCCACGCGUCCGUAGAGGCCAGCGGUUCAAGGAGCUGGCCGCGACCACUAUCCCACGUAUGUACCACUCAACCGCCAUCGCUCUACCGGAUGGUAAAGUCCUUGUGGCGGGGAGCAACACCAACAACGGAUACAAGUACAACGUUGAGUACCCUACCGAGCUCCGGGUCGAGAAAUUCUCACCUCCUUACCUCGACCCGGCCCUGGCCAACCAGAGGCCGAAGAUCGUGGCGGGAGGAAACCCUAAAAAGAUCAAGUACGGACAGAAAUUCACCGUAAAAAUCCAACUGAACCAGCCUAAGUUCUGGAGAAACGACGUGAAACUGACCAUGUUGGCUCCGUCUUUCACGACACACAGCAUAUCCAUGAACAUGAGAAUGCUCCUGCUGGGUAUCUCGGGUGUUACCAACAAUGUCGGUCCGAACUUUCACGACAUUCAGGCCAUGGCGCCGCCGAACGGAAACGUCGCUCCUCCGGGAUAUUAUCUUCUGUUCGCGGUCUACAAAGGUGUCCCCAGUGUCGGAGAAUGGAUUCAGAUCGUCUAAUAAUGACGACGAUUGAUGUGAUGGUCGGAUUCUUUAUAUUCCUUUUUUUUUUGGUAAAUAUCUUAUAUGAUUAUGCUCGUGAGCGCUUCAACUUCGUUGGCUUGAAGAUUUUUUUGAAGUUGUGUGUUUUUGUCAUGAGCGAAUUGAUAGAGGAAUGUUUUCCAAGCAUUUGUUUAUGUGAAAUGUUUCUUUCAUUAUUGUGUAAAUGUUUUUUUAUUCUAUUUUUUUUUCUUGUAUUGGAUUUAGAUAUUACUACAAGUCUACAACAUACAAAAAAAAAAAUAGAAUAUGGUCACAAUUUCUGUGA